UUUCGUCGGGCAUCUUCGGGGCACUCACGAUGAUUUUUUGCGCGAUAACGAGGACGGUGAUAAGCGCCCUGAUUGUACUGGGCGUUGUGGACCUUGUGACCGGUAACGUUGGUGAUAUGGUGGCCCACUCGAGGAACAAGAACCGGGGGAAAGGGAGCAUGUGGUGGGGAAUAGCCAAAGCCGGAGAACCAAACAACCUCUCGCCCCUCUCACCAGGAACGCUCUACAUGGACGCCUCCGUUCACGGCACACUGAGAAGGAAACAACGCAGAUUGGCAAGAGAAAAUGCCGGGCUCCUAGAGGCUAUAGCCAAAGGCGCGAAUUUGGCUAUAAACGAGUGCCAGUACCAGUUCCGCAAUCAACGAUGGAACUGUUCCACUCGCAAUUUUUUAAGAGGAAAAAAUCUAUUCGGGAAGAUUGUGGAAAGAGGUUGUCGCGAGACAGCUUUCAUUUACGCGAUCACCAGCGCCGCCGUCACCCAUUCGAUAGCCAGGGCGUGCAGCGAGGGUGCCAUAGAGACGUGUUACUGUGAGAAACACAGACGUCCUCAGGUUUUCGGAAACGGCAACGCGGCGAUGUCGAACGUCAGAGAUUUCGAAUGGGGCGGCUGUUCGGACAACAUCGGCUUUGGAUUCGACGUCAGUCGCGAAUUCGUCGACACCGGGGAGAGGGGCAAAAGUUUACGGGAGAAAAUGAAUCUACACAAUAACGAAGCAGGCCGUAGGCACGUUCAGUCUCAGAUGAGACAGGAAUGCAAAUGCCACGGCAUGUCCGGCUCCUGUACCGUGAAAACUUGCUGGAUGCGUGUGCCGAAUUUCCGCGUGAUCGGCGACAUCUUGAAGGACCGUUUCGACGGGGCUUCACACAUCGCGGGCUCCAACGUAGGCACCCCGCGCAACAACAAGGCUCACUCCAACAGGCUGCCGAAAAAUCCCAAGCUGAACGCGCUGAUGACCAACAGUAUCCACACGAAAAGGGAAAACCGUAGGAAGCACAAGUAUGGUUUCCAGUUGAAGCCGUUCAAUCCCGAACAUAUGCCGCCCGGCGACAAGGACCUGGUGUACUACGAAAUGUCUCCGGGGUUCUGCGAAAAGAACCCGAAGCUGGGCAUCCAAGGUACGCACGGUAGGCAAUGCAACGACGACUCGAUAGGGGUGGAUGGGUGCGAUAUAAUGUGUUGCGGCAGGGGUUAUCGCACUCACGAAGUCGUAGUGGUGGAAAGAUGUAACUGUACCUUUCAUUGGUGCUGUGAGGUGAAGUGUGACGUUUGCAGAACGAAAAAAACGAUCCAUACCUGCGUGUAGGUCGACGUUUUGAUAGGUCCUACGUAUCCGCCGGGUGCUUCCAAACAGUAUUAAAUGUAUCACGUAGACAUUGCGCAAAGACUGAUUCGAAUUUAUUAUUUUAUUUCUACAACUGGGUCCGAUAAAUUCCGGCGAUCUCUUGCGAAACGAAAAAUGUGUAUAUUGUUUUGUACAUGCGCCUUUAUGUAUAGCCAGCCCAUUGUGUGGUCGGGAUACUUGCCCAGUGAUAAAUUCGAUUACGAUUAAAUUAUUUAUUUUAUAUUACCGUUUAAACCGCUUCUAGUUAUUUUCAUUAUUUAUUGUUUUUUAUUGUAAAUAGAUCGAAAAUCAGCGUAGUAUCUCAGUUUCUGUAUUAUAGAGCUCACUAUUUAUGUGUCCGUUGUAUAGAAAUGUGGAUGAAAGCGGCGCGAAGAUCGACAUGCAAAAAUGAGGCUCGUCAUCACAUAACUAGACAAGUACUACUGAUUUGCGAUGGAACGAAACCUACUACGGUUGGGAAUGGUUAUAAUUUUUGAUUCACAAAAGGUCUCGGCAUAUUUUACAUCCAUUCUCUAACCUUUUUCUUAAAUGAGGGAUAAUUGUCUAACACUGUGGUCCUCUUGGCCUAUAACUAUGGCAACCAUUUUAAAGAUUGCGACACCUAUGGCUGUUUAUUCUCUCUUAUUGUAAGAACUAAUUAACGUUCUUAAUAAUAAUAAUGAUUAUAAAUGGGCCCUG
Cylas formicarius (sweet potato weevil) is the source of this 2021-nucleotide messenger RNA. It is a transcript of the gene wg, whose product is annotated as protein Wnt-1. Bases 30 to 1304 code for a protein of 424 amino acids. Lineage: Eukaryota; Metazoa; Arthropoda; Insecta; Coleoptera; Brentidae. The transcript is spliced from 4 exons. The record is from RefSeq and is a predicted model, not a curated record. Gene Ontology annotation, biological process: neuron differentiation; canonical Wnt signaling pathway; cell fate commitment. Gene Ontology annotation, molecular function: cytokine activity; frizzled binding. Gene Ontology annotation, cellular component: extracellular region.